AUGACUAUUCCAAAUUUUAGCUUCUCCAACAGUAGAGGAUUAAUUGAUGAAAACAUGAAACAAGAUGUAAUUUCUCUCUUUCUAACUCUAACAGAGAAAGAAUUUGCGGAAUUUCUCAAGAGCGCAGGACCCCGCCUUGUUGUGGUGAACUUUACAGCAAAAUGGUGUGGGCCUUGCAAAAUUGUUCGUCCUUUUCUUUAUGAAUUGGCUGUUCGAUAUGAAAAUGUCCUAUUCUGUAUUGUUGAUGUGGACUUAGCAGAAGAUGUAGCCGUCCUCUGCAAUAUUGUCGUUGUGCCAACAUUUCAGUUCUUCAUGAAAGGAGACAAGAUUUUUGAAGUAACUGGACCUAAUACAAAAAAGCUUGAAGAGAAGAUUGGAGAAUUUAUGUAA
Protobothrops mucrosquamatus (brown spotted pit viper) is the source of this 390-nucleotide messenger RNA. RefSeq names its product thioredoxin-like. Lineage: Eukaryota; Metazoa; Chordata; Lepidosauria; Squamata; Viperidae. The record is from RefSeq and is a predicted model, not a curated record. The transcript has 5 exons. Bases 1 to 390 code for a protein of 129 amino acids.